AUGGGAAAAAAAACUUCUAAACAUAGUAGAGCGGCAAGAAGGAGAGAUAUCGAUGAAAAUGAAGAUAAAUCAAAUCUAAUAUCAUCGAUACCAAAUAAAAACUCAGAUGUGAAAAAGUCAAUAAUUCGUACAACUAUUAAGAAUGAAAAUUUAUUAAAUAAAAAGAUGGAAUUAUCAAAAAUUAGAAAAUCUUCAGAUAGUAAUAAAAAGAAAUCAACUAGCUUGAAGCAUAAAAUUGAAAGAUCUACUAAAAUUAGUGGAAUUUUAGCUAAUAAGAUUGAUCAAAGUAUUCAAAGAGCUAAAUAUGUACAGAAUGCAAGAAAAUCUGAUUGGAAGAAAACAAAUUUUGAUAUAGAGAUAAAGAAUCAUUUAGCUAACGAAUUGAAAGUGGAUAAAGUGGAAUUGACACAGGAAGACUUGGAUAAAAUGGUAGAAGAUGAAUAUGUAAAGGAUUUUUUUGAAAUUACGAAAGAGGAUAAACCAAAAGAGGAUAAGGUAAAUUUGGCAACUAAUAAAUUUAGCAUUCUAGAUGAAACAGAGGCUUAA
Messenger RNA from Insectozyma verbasci, 546 nucleotides. NCBI's taxonomy places the organism in Eukaryota, Fungi, Ascomycota, Pichiomycetes, Serinales, Debaryomycetaceae. The record is from the annotation of a GenBank genome assembly.